AUGUCCUACUGCGGAGACCUCUGCGUGCCCUGCAGCUGCCCCCGCGAGGUGCCCUGCCCGCAGCCCCUGGCCCGCACCUGCAGCCAGCUGUGUGUGACCUCCUGCAGCGACUCCAGAGCUGUCCUUUAUCCACCUCCCGUGGUCCUCACUUUCCCGGGGCCAGUGCUCAGCUCCUGCCCGCAGCAAAGCCUGGUGGGCAGCUGGGGGCCGCCGGGCACCGGGCGCCCGUUGGGGUCUGGGGGCUGCCUGGGCCACAGGGGCUAUGGGAGCGCUGCUGGCCUGAGGGGCUCCGUUCUCUCCGGGGGCUCAGGUGGUUAUGGGGGUGCCUGCAGCUACAGCAGGCCUUACAGCUCCGGGUGCCCCUCCCUGGGCAGGGGCAGCUGCAGCCCCCACGCCUGCCGCCGGCGCAGCUCCUGCAGCUGCGGACCCUGCUGA
Molecule: messenger RNA, 435 nt
Organism: Pogoniulus pusillus (Red-fronted tinkerbird)
Lineage: Eukaryota; Metazoa; Chordata; Aves; Piciformes; Lybiidae
Product: feather keratin B-4-like
Exons: 1
Coding region: 1-435 (144 amino acids)
Cellular component (GO): intermediate filament
Molecular function (GO): structural constituent of cytoskeleton
Source: RefSeq, a predicted model, not a curated record